Molecule: messenger RNA, 705 nt
Organism: Engraulis encrasicolus (European anchovy)
Lineage: Eukaryota; Metazoa; Chordata; Actinopteri; Clupeiformes; Engraulidae
Product: LIM/homeobox protein Lhx2-like
Exons: 3
Coding region: 1-705 (234 amino acids)
Biological process (GO): neuron differentiation; regulation of transcription by RNA polymerase II
Cellular component (GO): nucleus
Molecular function (GO): RNA polymerase II transcription regulatory region sequence-specific DNA binding; DNA-binding transcription factor activity, RNA polymerase II-specific
Source: RefSeq, a predicted model, not a curated record
AUGCCGAUCUCAGCACGGCAGUCGCUGUGGGGGACGGUCACGGAAGAGAGGCGGUGGUGCACGCCCCAUCUGUGCAGGAAAGACCUGGUGUCCGCUGAUGUGAACGCAGGACCCUCGUUAGAGAUAAUACAAACUAAGAUGAACCCCCUGAGCUGCAAUGAGAACGAUGGCGACCCCCUGGAUCGCGACUCCCAGUACGGCGGGGGCCAGAAGACCAAGCGCAUGCGGACGUCCUUCAAGCACCACCAGCUGAGGACCAUGAAGUCCUACUUUGCCAUCAACCACAACCCCGACGCCAAGGACCUCAAGCAGCUCGCACAGAAGACCGGCCUCACCAAACGAGUUCUGCAGGUGUGGUUCCAGAACGCUCGUGCCAAGUUCCGACGGAACCUCCUCCGCCAGGAAGGGGGCGGCGGCAGCGGUCUGGAUAAGGGGGGCUGUGAGGGCUCGUUACUGCAGGCCGGCACCCCCUCCGGCCCGGCCUCCGAGCUCUCCAACGGCUCCCUAAGCCCCUCCAUCACCCCCACCACCACCAACACCACCACCCUCACGGACCUCACUAACCCCACGCUGCCCCCCUCCUCGGCCCUCACGGACCUGUCCAACCCCUCCCUGCCCCUGGCCUCCAUGCUCUCCUCCUCCGGGGGGAUGGACGCACACGAGUGCCGCAGCCCGCCACACAGCACCCUCACCAGCCUCUUCUGA